GUCAGAUGUCAAAUGUCAAUAUCAGAUUGUUUUUGAGCGCGUCGCGGCAUCUGCGCUGAUUGCAUAGCUGGGAAUUCGAUUCAUUCUUAUUUUUGAGUGUUAGAUUGGUAAACUAAAACAUUAUCAGAAUUCUAAUAAAUAGGAUAACAGUGACAAUACCAUAGUGUAAGUGCCCAUACCUACUGAUCAUGGCUGGACCUGUGCAAGACGUUGUGGAGGAAGAUGCAGCAGACCUACUGUUUCCGAAAGAAUUUGAAAACGCAGAAACAUUGUUGAUAUCUGAAGUUGACAUGUUGUUAGAACAUAGAAAGGCACAGAAUGAGUCUGCUGAAGAGGAACAAGAAUUCUCAGAGGUUUUCAUGAAGACGCUCACUUACACCAACAUGUUCAAAAAGUUUAAAAACAAAGAAACUAUAGCUGCAGUUAGAAAUCUCCUUCAAUCCAAGAAGCUACAUAAAUUUGAAGUAGCAAGCUUAGCAAACCUCUGUCCGGAGACACCAGAAGAAGCCAAGGCACUCAUACCAUCACUAGAAGGAAGAUUUGAAGAUGAAGAACUAAGAAUAUUGUUAGAUGAUAUACAAACUAAGAGAAGUUUACAAUACUAGUGGAAUUAUAUGUAAUUUUAAUUAUGAAUUUAAUCAACUUUCAUUGCGUGGAGACUGAACUUUAAUACAUUUCCAGAUUCACUUAUUCAUCCUUUUAUUCUACUAUAGUUGCCACUAUUACAGUUUUACAUAGUGAUCUGGCACCAAGUAUUCUUUCUGCUUGUGUGAAAAGGAUCUACAUUAUAAAUGGAACUGUUCAUUGCUAGCGUAAGCACAUUAUAACAUUAUAAAGACGAAAGUGAUGUCUGUUGAUUCUUCUUGUGCAAACAACUGAAUGGAUUUUGAUGAAACCUAGCAGGCAUAUAGCGUAUACAUAGAACAGAAGUGAUUCGCGCAGGAAGCAGGUGAAACAAUAAAAAGGCUGCAGUUUUUAAAUCAGUCUGUAUAUUGGAUAUGUCUGCAAUACAGCAAGAUACAUUACAGUGAAAACAGAUAAAAGUGAUAAAAUAUUGGAAACAAAAAUAGUAAUUAGAAUUUCUUCUCUGAAACAAAACUAUAAUAAAACCAUUCUUAUUAUUACUUAAAAGUAGAUACUAUUAAUAUUGAUGUUAAUUAAUGCCUCUAACUAAACAAGCCCUUUGUUGAACAUUAUUUGUAAAAAAACUAAAGGAAUUUUUAUAUCAAUAAACCUCAACAAUUUUAGAUAACUUAAAACUCAACAAUCCUUCGAUAAUUUUUCUUAAUUUCUAAUUUUGUUGCCUAAACAUUAUUUUUAACAAAAUGCCGAACAAAAGGCUUGCUUGAAUUAUAAACUUAUCUCAAUGGGCACUUUUGGUUUAGUUUAAAUGUUAGUAUUUAAUCUAAUAUUGUAUUAAUAAAAAUUACAAACUUA
Molecule: messenger RNA, 1437 nt
Organism: Helicoverpa armigera (cotton bollworm)
Lineage: Eukaryota; Metazoa; Arthropoda; Insecta; Lepidoptera; Noctuidae
Gene: Polr2D
Product: DNA-directed RNA polymerase II subunit Rpb4
Exons: 4
Coding region: 189-605 (138 amino acids)
Biological process (GO): transcription initiation at RNA polymerase II promoter
Cellular component (GO): RNA polymerase II, core complex
Molecular function (GO): nucleotide binding; translation initiation factor binding
Source: RefSeq, a predicted model, not a curated record